Acanthoscelides obtectus is the source of this 684-nucleotide messenger RNA. The record is from the annotation of a GenBank genome assembly. Lineage: Eukaryota; Metazoa; Arthropoda; Insecta; Coleoptera; Chrysomelidae.
GCAAAAACUUUGCGGUCGGCUGUUGAACUAUAACGACAUUCCACGAGCUCUUGAUAUAACUACUAUUUGGUAUUUGGAAGUUCAUAGUUUCCAUCAUUGCAGCCAUGUUGUCAAGUCGGAUCGCAGUUACUCCCUUUGAAAUGAAAAACAUACUCCAUUUUUUCAAGAAAAUUGUUUAUUCUCAAACAUGACUGGAUAGUUUAUCCCUCAGCGCACUCGCAACUAUCCGAAAGAUUUCGUAUUUUCAGAGUUUAUCACCGACCGAAAAGGAAGUUAUAUGACCUGGCAACAAUCCAAGAUGUGCCAACGGUGCCAUCUGAACAUGGUGAUGGAAAGGAGUAUAGUCAGCAUAAGUGGUUGAUGGUGGUUUGGGUCAGAUGCGAAUACAGCCGCUGCGCCAGCCGUGGGCAGCGUAUCGGGGUCGUCCAUGACACGCGACGAUGUAAUAAUACCAGGAUGUACGAAAGUUGGCCAGAUAUUAUUCAUCAUGUAAAGUCAGUCUCGACUAUUUCAAAAAGACUUUAAAUCAACAAUUUAAUUAUAUUCAUUCUGUAACGUCACCAGCUGUAAGGGUUUCCAUGGCCAGUGGAUGGUAUACCAGAACGUAAGAAAAUUGACUCGCAUACAACAAAUCAACAAUAGUGUUUUCCACUGAAACGACUGUAUGAGUAUUCUACUACAUAG